CCAUAAAAAUAUUCUUCUACCUUUUUUUAUGCGAUUGAAAAGAAUAAUGGCUACCAUUUCUCCAGACCCUCGACUUAACCUCCCAGUAAGCAAGCAGCAAAAGCACUACCCACAUGGAGUUGUCGAAGAAAUCGAAGGUCUAAUUAGAGUUCGAAGAGAUGGACAUGUUGAAAGGCCUCCUAUUAUACCAAAUGUCCCUAGUACUUUUGCAUUAGAAUCCACUAGUAUCCUAGCCAAAGACAUUGUCAUAGACAAAGCAAUGAAUUUAUGGUCAAGAAUUUACAUCCCCACCACCACAAACACAGGAAAACUCCCUUUGCUUAUAUACUUCCAUGGAGGUGGCUUUUGUGUUGGCUCAGCCUCUUGGAGAUGUUACCAUGAGUUUCUAACCAAUCUUGUUUCCAAAUCAAACUGUGUCAUUAUCUCAGUCAAUUACCGUUUAGCCCCGGAAAACCGCCUCCCCGCGGCUUACGAAGACGGUUACAACACUCUCAUGUGGGUUAAACACCAAGCUGUGAGUAUGUCCAAUGAGCAUCAAUGGUGGUUGAGUCGUUGCAACAUGUCGCGCUUGUUUCUAGCCGGUGACAGUGCAGGAGCUAACAUAGCAUACCAUGUGGCCAUACGGGUCGGGUCGAAUAUCGAAUCCAAGGUUCUUAACCCGUUGGUCCUCAAGGGGAUCAUAUUGGUCCAACCUUUCUUUGGAGGAGAAUCCAGGACGGGUUCCGAAAAGCAUGCAAACCAGCCACCCAACUCGGCGCUUACACUUUCAACCUCUGAUACGUAUUGGGGGCUGUCUUUGCCUUCUGGGGCUAACCGAGACCAUCCAUGGUGUAACCCUCAGGCAAAUGGUGCGCCUAAGCUGAGGGAUUUGAGGCUUCCUGCUAUAUUGCUUUGCGUAUCGGAGAUGGAUAUAUUGAAGGAUAGAAAUAUAGAGUUUGGCAAUGCCUUGGUUAGUGUUGGGAAGAAAGUCGAAGUAGCGGUUUGUAAAGGCGUUGGACAUGCAUUCCAAGUUCUGCAGAGUUCUCAUCUCUCUAAGUCUCGGACCCAAGAACUUAUAUCUCAUAUCAGUGCGUUUUUAAAUGUGUGAAAUUAAUAAUGAUGGUAGUUUUCUUAUGUGUUUUUAUGUAGGUUUUUUUUAUCUUUUUUCUUUGUCAUAAUCGUAGAUUUUGUGUUCAUGUAUAUUAGAUAGUUUGUACUUAAUA
Molecule: messenger RNA, 1202 nt
Organism: Ziziphus jujuba (common jujube)
Lineage: Eukaryota; Viridiplantae; Streptophyta; Magnoliopsida; Rosales; Rhamnaceae
Product: probable carboxylesterase 17
Exons: 1
Coding region: 29-1087 (352 amino acids)
Molecular function (GO): hydrolase activity
Source: RefSeq, a predicted model, not a curated record